Molecule: messenger RNA, 1994 nt
Organism: Rhinopithecus roxellana (golden snub-nosed monkey)
Lineage: Eukaryota; Metazoa; Chordata; Mammalia; Primates; Cercopithecidae
Gene: MTAP
Product: methylthioadenosine phosphorylase
Exons: 8
Coding region: 209-1060 (283 amino acids)
Biological process (GO): nucleoside metabolic process
Cellular component (GO): cytosol
Molecular function (GO): S-methyl-5-thioadenosine phosphorylase activity
Source: RefSeq, a predicted model, not a curated record
GAUUUGGGGAAGGGGUGGCGGGGGAGAGCCCACACAAGCAGCCAAUCCAGCUGUCCCGGGGAGGAAGAGGAGGAGUCAAGGCCGGCCCCGGGUCUCCGCACUGCUCAGUCCCGCGCUGUGAGGUUGGCACAGUUGCAGCUCUUCGGUCCCUUUGGUUCUCUUAGUCCCGAGCGCUCGCCCACUGCAGCUUCCUUUCCCGUGCAGAGACAUGGCCUCUGGCACCACCACCACCGCCGUGAAGAUUGGAAUAAUUGGUGGAACAGGCCUGGAUGAUCCAGAAAUUUUAGAAGGAAGAACUGAAAAAUAUGUGGAUACUCCAUUUGGCAAGCCAUCCGAUGCCCUAAUUUUGGGGAAGAUAAAAAAUGUUGAUUGUGUCCUUCUUGCAAGGCAUGGAAGGCAGCACACCAUCGUGCCUUCAAAGGUCAACUACCAGGCGAACAUCUGGGCUUUGAAGGAAGAGGGCUGUACACAUGUCAUAGUGACCACAGCUUGUGGCUCCUUGAGGGAGGAGAUUCAGCCCGGUGAUAUUGUCAUUAUUGAUCAAUUCAUUGACAGGACCACUAUGAGACCUCAGUCCUUCUAUGAUGGAAGUCAUUCUUGUGCCAGAGGAGUGUGCCAUAUUCCAAUGGCUGAGCCGUUUUGCCCCAAAACGAGAGAGGUUCUUAUAGAGACUGCUAAGAAGCUAGGACUCCGGUGCCACUCCAAGGGGACAAUGGUCACAAUCGAGGGACCUCGUUUUAGCUCCCGGGCAGAAAGCUUCAUGUUCCGCACCUGGGGGGCAGAUGUUAUCAACAUGACCACAGUUCCAGAGGUGGUUCUUGCUAAGGAGGCUGGAAUUUGUUAUGCAAGUAUCGCCAUGGCAACAGAUUAUGACUGCUGGAAGGAGCAUGAGGAAGCAGUUUCGGUGGACCGGGUCUUAAAGACCCUGAAAGAAAAUGCUAAUAAAGCCAAAAGCUUACUGCUGACUACCAUACCUCAGAUAGGGUCCACGGAAUGGUCAGAAACCCUCCAUAACCUGAAGAAUAUGGCCCAGUUUUCUGUUUUAUUACCAAGACAUUAAAGUAUCAUGACUGCCCAGGAGAAAAGAAGACAUUCUAAUUCCAGUCAUUUUGGGAAUUCCUGCUUAACUUGAAAAAAAUAUGGGAAAGACAUGCAGCUUUCAUGCCCUUGCCUGUCAAAGAGCAUGUUGUAAGAAAGACAAGACAUUGUGUGUAUUAGAGACUCCUGAAUGACUUGGACAACUUCAAAAUUCAGAAGAAAAGCAAAUGACCAGUAAACGUGUGGGAAAAAAUAUUACAUUUUAGGGGCAAAAAAAACCACCAUUAUCUUCUCCCCCUAUUAAAUUUGCAACAAUAAAGGAUGGAGGGUAAUCUCUACUUUCCUAUACUGCCAAAGAAUAUGAGGAAGAAAUGGGACUCUUUGAUUAUUUAUUGAUGCGACUGUAAAUUGGUACAGUGUUUCUGGAGGGCGAUUUGGUAAAAUGCAUCAAAAGACUUAAAAAUACUGAUGUACUUUGUGCUGGGUACUCUACAUCUAGGAAUUUCUCUUUAAAACCAUAUCAGAGAUACAUACAAAGAAUUACAUAUAAAGAAGGGUGUUUAAUAAUGAUAGUUAUAAUAACAAAUAAUUAAAACAAUCUGAAUACCCAGCAAUUGGAGGCAAAUUAUGUCUUAGUUAUAAUUAGAUUGUGAAUCAGCCAACUGAAAAUCCUUUUUGCAUAUUUUAAUGUCCUAAAAAGACAUGGUUGCUCUAUAUAUGAAAUGAAAAAAGGAUGUGGUAGCAUUUUGUAGUACUAGUUUUUGCUUUAAAAUGCUGCGUAAAUAUACAACAAAACUAGAAAGAAAUAUAUAUAUAUAAUCUUGUUAUUGUAUUUAGGGGAGGGAUACUGGGAUAAUUUUUAUUUUCUUUGAAUCUUUCUGUGUCUUCACAUUUUUCUACAAUGAAUAUAAUCAAAUAGUAAAGUUGUUGUAAAAAUAAAAAUGGAUUUAGAAAGA